GGGGGCGUCGCGGCCUCGUCACCACUUCCCCGGGCAGUAGGAAGCGGGAAGCGGCCGCUCCCGGCUCAGAGGGGCCGCGAUGGGGAACCUGCCGGGGGUCCUGCCCGGAGCCCCCCGAGCCUGCCCCGGCCUCGGCCUCUGCUCGCGCCCGCGCGGCCCCACGCCCGAGGACCCCCCCGGCCCCGCCGCCCCCGCCGCUGUCACCGAGCCCCCCAGCCCGGUGCCCUCUUCCCCGGCCGAGCCGCCCCGCUUCGCCCGCCUGAAGAACUGGGAGACCGGGAGCAUCAGCUACGACACGCUGUGUGCCACGGCGGGACAGGAGCUGCCCUGCUCGGGGCUGCGCUGCCUGGGCUCGCUGGUGCUGCCGCGGCCGCUGCCCGCGCCCACCCCCGAGGGGACGCGACCGCCCGAGGAGCUGCUGGAGCUGGCCCGGGACUUCAUCACCCAGUACUACGUGUCCCUGAGGCGGGAGAACUCCGCGGCGCACACGCAGCGGCUGCGGGAGGUGGCGGCGGACAUCGCGGCCUCGGGCUCGUACCGGCUGCGGGAGCCCGAGCUGACGUUCGGCGCCAAGCAGGCCUGGCGGAACGCGGCGCGCUGCGUGGGCCGCAUCCAGUGGAACAAGCUGCAGGUGUUCGAUGCCCGGGACUGCGCAGGGCUGCCGGAGAUGUUCAGCCUCCUCUGCUCGCACAUCCAGUUCGCCACCAACCGCGGCAACAUCCGGUCCGCCAUCACCAUCUUCCCCCCGCGGGCUCCGGGCCGCGGCGAUUUCCGCAUCUGGAACCCGCAGCUGAUCCGCUACGCGGGCUACCGGCAGCCCGACGGCUCCGUGAUGGGAGACCCUGCCAACGUGGACAUCACCGAGCUCUGCAUCCAACACGGCUGGACCCCCGGCGGGGGCCGCUUCGACGUGCUGCCGCUGCUGCUGCAGGGCCCCGACGAGUCCCCCGAGCUGUUCCCGCUGCCGCCGGAGCUGGUGCUCGAGGUGCCGCUGCACCACCCCACGCUGGAGUGGUUCUCGGAGCUGGGGCUGCGCUGGCACGCCCUGCCGGCCGUGGCCAACCUGCUGCUGGAGAUCGGGGGGCUCGAGUUCCCCGCGGCGCCCUUCAACGGCUGGUACAUGGGCACCGAGAUCGGCUCCCGCAACCUCUGCGACCGCCACCGCUACGACGUGCUGCCCGAGGUGGCCCAGCGCAUGGGGCUGGACACGGGGACCAGCUCGUCCCUCUGGAAGGACCGGGCGGCUGUGGAGGUGAACGUGGCCGUGCUGCACAGCUUCCAGGUGGCCCAGGUGACCAUCGUGGACCACCACGCGGCCACCGAGUCGUUCAUGAAGCACCUGGCGGCCGAGGGGCGGGCGCGGGGCGGGUGUCCCGCGGACUGGGCCUGGAUCGUGCCGCCCCUCUCGGGCAGCCUCACCCCCGUGUUCCACCAGGAGAUGGUCAACUACCAGCUGAGCCCCGCCUUCCGCUACCAGCCCGACGCCUGGAAGGUUUACGUGUCCAAGGGCACCACUGUCACCCGGAGGAAGACCUUCAAGGAGGUGGCCAACGCCGUGAAGAUCUCGGCCAAGCUGAUGGGGCAGGUGAUGGCGCGGCGCGUCAAGGCCACCAUCCUGUACGGCACCGAGACCGGCAAGUCGCGCACCUACGCCUGGAACCUGUGCCAGCUCUUCCGCCGCGCCUUCGACCCCAAGGUGCUGUGCAUGGAUGAGUAUGACGUGGUGGCCCUGGAGCACGAGAGCCUGGUCUUGGUGGUCACCAGCACGUUUGGGAAUGGGGACCCUCCAGAGUGUGCUGAGAGCUUCUCCAAGGCGCUGAUGGAGAUGACAUCACCCUACACUGGCACCUCCCAGGCAGAGCCGCCCAUGAGCUACAAGCUGCGCUUCAACAGCGUCUCCCAGUCCGACCAGCUCGUGUCCUCCUGGAAGAAGAAGCGGCGGCAGCUGAGCAACACAGACAGUGCAGGACACUUGGGAGCCCUGCGGUUCGCGGUGUUCGGGCUGGGCUCCCGGGCGUACCCCCACUUCUGCGCGUUCGCGCGGGCCGUGGACACGCGGCUGGAGGAGCUGGGCGGGGAGCGGCUGCUGCCCCUGGGCGAGGGCGACGAGCUGUGCGCGCAGGAGGAGUCGUUCCGCACCUGGGCCCGCCAGGUGUUCCAGGCUGCCUGCGAGACGUUCUGCGUGGGGGACGGGGCGGGGGGCGCCGAGGAGCUCUUCGCCCCCCCCCAGGGCUGGAAGCGCCAGAGGCACCGGCUGGUGCCGCAGCCCCAGGCCACCGAGACCCUGGCCGGGCUGUCCCAGCUGCACAAGCGCCAGGUGUUCCCCUGCUCGGUGCUGUCCGUGGAGAACCUGCAGAGUGAGGAGUCCAGCCGGCAGACGCUGCUGGUGCGGGUGGGCUGCGCGGAGCAGGCGGGGCUGCCGCACCUGCCCGGGGACCACCUGGGCGUGUUCCCCGCCAACCGCGAGGAGCUGGUGCGGGCCGUGCUGGACAGGGUGGAGGAUGCGCCGGGCCCCGAGCAGCCCCUGGGCCUGGAGAGCCGCGACGGGGACCCCGCCGGCGGGUCCAGCCCCGGGCCCCGCUGGGUGCUGCAGCCCCGGCUGCCCCCCUGCACCCUGGCCCAGGCUCUCACCUUCUACCUGGACGUGGCGGCGCCCCCGACGCCCCAGUUCCUGCAGCUCCUGGGCUCGCUGGCGCGGGACCCCGCCGAGCGAGAGCGGCUGCAGCGCCUGGCGCAGGACGCUCGGCUGUACGAGGAGUGGAAGUGGUUCCGGUGCCCGACGCUGCCCGAGGUGCUGGCCGAGUUCCCGUCCGUGGCUCUGCCCGCCGCGCUGCUGCUCUCCCAGCUCCCGCUGCUCCAGCCCCGCUACUACUCCAUCAGCUCCGCGCCCGGCGCCCACCCGGGCGAGAUCCACCUCACCGUGGCCGUGGUCACCUACCACAGCGAGAACGGGCAGGGUCCGCUCCACUACGGCGUCUGCUCCACGUGGCUGGCGCGGCUGCAGCCGGGGGACACCGUGCCAGCCUUCAUCCGGGGAGCCCCCUCGUUCCGGCUGCCGCCCGCCCCCGACACCCCCUGCAUCCUCGUGGGGCCCGGCACCGGCGUGGCGCCCUUCCGCAGCUUCUGGCAGCACCGGCUGCAGCUCCUGCGCAACGGAGGUGGCCCCCUGGGCCCCAUGGUGCUGGUGUUCGGGUGCCGCUCCUCCGCCCUGGACCACAUCUACCGCGAGGAGAUGGAGGAGGCGCGGCAGCAGGGCGCGCUUAGCCAGGUGCUCACCGCCUUCUCCCGAGAGCCCGGCUGCCCCAAGACGUACGUGCAGGACGUGCUGCGGGCACAGCUGGCGGCCGAGGUGCACCAGGUGCUCUGCCAGCGCGGGGGCCACAUGUACGUGUGCGGGGAUGUCACCAUGGCCACCGAGGUGCUGCAGACCGUGCAGCACAUCCUGGCCCAGGAGGGCCACAUGUCGCUGGGCCAGGCGGGGGACGUCAUCAGCGAGCUGAGGGACAAGAACCGCUACCACGAGGACAUCUUCGGGCUGACGUUCCGCACGCAGGAGGUGGCCCUGCGCAUCCGCAGCCAGUCCUUCUCCCUGCAGGAGCGGCGCCCGCCGGGGCCCGGCCCCUGAGACACGGGGACACGGGGACACGGGGCCCUGCGGCCGGGCCCCCGCCCGCCACCCCCAGUAAAGGUUUAGUUUUGAUACCCCCGGCCCGACACUUCGGCUCCUGCGGUGGCACCGGGGGCAGGGGA
Molecule: messenger RNA, 3750 nt
Organism: Zonotrichia leucophrys gambelii
Lineage: Eukaryota; Metazoa; Chordata; Aves; Passeriformes; Passerellidae
Gene: NOS3
Product: nitric oxide synthase 3
Exons: 26
Coding region: 80-3625 (1181 amino acids)
Biological process (GO): nitric oxide biosynthetic process
Molecular function (GO): nitric-oxide synthase activity; FMN binding; NADP binding
Source: RefSeq, a predicted model, not a curated record